ACUUAAAGGACCACUGGUCACUAUUAUAUACCCCUCAAUGGUCCUAUCAGACCAUGGAAUUGAGGGAUGCUUUACAUUAUUUUAUGUUAUUCCAUUAAUAUUAAUAUUGUAUACACACACAUACAUUCAUACAUUCAUUCACACUGGCUAACUUUAUUGAAUGUCAUUAUAUCACUGUGAACCAUCCUGUCUGUAUACCAUUUUUUUAAUAGAUCAAAUCAUUAAUAUCUUUAUGCUUCAGUGGAUAUUUGGACCCAGGAACUCCAUACCACAAAAUUAUCCCUAUUUUCUUUGGCUUAUUAUUCAGUAGUAUAAACAAAGACUUCCUGUUUUAGAUUCUCUCAUAGGUUCACCAAAUACUUUACUCUCUUUUUGAACUCGUUUUUUUCUGGAUAUAUGACACAUUGACACAGACCAUAGUGAAAAGCUCUCAAAACCUGUGCUUGGUCUCAUACAGGUUUGAUGGGAACUUGAGAUUCAUCACUAAAAGAACAAAAAAAGAAGAUGAAAUCCUCUUCUCAACUGUCUCCAUGCAAUUUUUGGGUAGUUCUUACUUUUUUCGUAUCAUGGGUUCUUCUUCUGCAAAUCCCAUUCUCAUCUGCACAGCAGUUGUCACCACCAGAAAGAAGGAUACUUCUCCAGGUGCAGGACCUUCUGGAGUAUCCACAAGUUCUUCAAGAAUGGAACAAGUGGACAAACUUCUGCUCUGUCCAGCAGACCCCGUCUCUGGUGAUCACCUGUUCUGGAAAUCACAUUACAGAGCUCACCAUUGUUGGAAACACAACUUCCCCCCACCCUCCUCUCUCACAGAAAUUCUCCAUUGAUUCAUUCUUCACACUCCUCACCAAGCUCUCCAGCUUGAAGAGGCUGUCACUCAUAAACCUUGGGUUGACAGGAACCUUACCCACUAAGGUCAGCCGGUUUGUCGGUCUGGAGGUGUUAAACAUAAGCUCAAACCCAAUCCAUGGAAGCAUCCCUGAAUCCAUAGUCAAGUUCAAGAAACUGAAGAGCCUGGUUUUGAGUGACAACUUUUUCAAUGGGAGUGUCCCCGAUCUGAAGGGGUUGUCAGCACUAGAAGAGCUUGAUUUGAGUGGGAAUAGCCUAGGACCAGGUUUCCCUUCCUUGGGAAGCAACCUAGUUAAAGUUGUUCUGAGCAACAACUCUCUGCGGUCUGCAGUUCCAGAAGAGAUGGAAAAGAUGAAAAGUAUGGAAAUUUUGGAUCUUUAUGCCAACAACCUGGUUGGGUCAAUCCCAUCUUUCCUGUUUUCAUUGUCAUCAUUAAAGUACAUAAAUCUUGGAAGGAAUCAGUUCAGUGGAGAGCUUCCUGAUAGUGUUUCAUGCAGCAAAAGCCUUAACUUUGUGGACAUUUCUAACAACCUUCUAAUAGGGAAGCUCCCAGUUUGCCUCCAAGGAUCAUCAAACUCAGGAAAUCGGACCGUUAUCAGUCUAUGGAACUGUCUCGGUAAUACAACCUCAUCAAGGUUUUAUCAGCAUGCACAUUCUUUCUGUGCCGAGAAGGCAAUAGCUGUUAAUCCAAAUUCAAGAGGUGAGGAACACCAUGAAUCCUCCACAAUCAAGCUUGGGAUAGUUCUUGGUGUGGUUGGGGGAAUUGUGGCAGUUUUUAGCGCCAUUGGAUUCUUGGUCUUAGCCACUUACAGGAAAGUAUCUAGAAAAAGAGAUCAGGAGAAGAGUGGCAGUUUCACCUUCAACACUAACCCAUCCAGCCAUUUUGAUGGAGGGAAUUCGAGAAGGCCGACGAGGAUGGCGUCCAUAGGAUUGCCACCGUACAAUGUGUUCACACAGGAGGAAAUGGAGGAUGCAACCAACCACUUUGAUCCAUCCAAUCUUGUUGGAGAAGGAUCUCAGGGCCAGCAGGUGUAUAGAGGUAAGCUUAAAGAUGGAACAGGGGUCCUGGUCAACUGUCAGAAAUUAAUGCAGCAGAAGCAUUCAACACAAGUUCUUCAACAACACAUGGAUGCCAUAUUGAAGCUGAGGCAUAGGCAUUUGAUCAGUGUACUUGGUCACUCCCUUGUUACCUCCCAAGAACACCCUCCCACUGCAUCUACCACUCUGUUCAUAGUGCUCGAAAACAUUGCCGGUGCAUCCUCCCUAAAGGACCAGCUCACUGAUUGGAGAAAGAGGGAUGUUUUAAAAUGGCCUGAAAGAAUGGGAAUGGCAAUUGGGAUCACAAAGGGAAUCCAAUAUUUGCAUGCAGGAAGGGUCACUGGGAAUGACUUAAAACUUGAGAAUGUGUUGUUGGAUGAGACUCUAACUGCUAGGCUUUGCAACUUUAACAUUUCUCUCCCAUCCAAGAUUGUAUCUGAAAGUUCUCGCAAUGCACAUGAUCGGGAUCGUACCAGUUCAAAGAAUGCAGAACAAGAUGAUAUAUAUCAGCUAGGAGUCAUUCUGAUUGAACUAAUUAUUGGUAGACCAAUCACAUCUCAAGCUGAAGUAAAAGACCUUAAACAACAGAUAGAGACAUGCUUAGCAGAAUCUCCAGGAAAGCUGCGUGAUCUAACAGAUCCAUGCAUACGAAGUACAUUUGCACAUGAAUCUCUCAAAACAACUGUCCAGAUAGCAUUGAACUGCCUCAAUCAAGAACCGAGCAAGCGCCCGUCGAUUGAGGAUGUUCUUUGGCAUCUUCAAUACUCAAUUCAGGUUCAAGAAGGAUGGGGGUAACAGUGGAAACCUCAGUGGGAAGAUCAGCGGAAACCUAAGUGGGCAUGUUGUAACUAAACUUUGACAUUUUCAAACAUUGUAAUCUGUCUGUGAAAGGGUAUUGUGCAUGACAAACCACUAGCUAGCUGAAUAAUUGUGCUGAAAUGAAGUUGCAACAUAUCAUACAUUUAAGAUUUUAAACAAUUAUAUAUAAAUAUAAAUAUAUUUUUUGUACACACAUAUAUAUGUAUAUAUAGAACAUGGAUCAAAUAAAGAAGUUCUUAACGUUUGAAAAUGCGAACUGCACUUCUAC
Cuscuta epithymum is the source of this 2971-nucleotide messenger RNA. The record is from the annotation of a GenBank genome assembly. NCBI's taxonomy places the organism in Eukaryota, Viridiplantae, Streptophyta, Magnoliopsida, Solanales, Convolvulaceae.